Messenger RNA from Schistocerca gregaria, 861 nucleotides. Its product is annotated as odorant receptor Or2-like. Gene Ontology annotation, biological process: detection of chemical stimulus involved in sensory perception of smell; sensory perception of smell. The coding region runs from base 135 to 689 and encodes 184 amino acids. The transcript has 5 exons. Gene Ontology annotation, cellular component: plasma membrane. NCBI's taxonomy places the organism in Eukaryota, Metazoa, Arthropoda, Insecta, Orthoptera, Acrididae. The record is from RefSeq and is a predicted model, not a curated record. Gene Ontology annotation, molecular function: olfactory receptor activity; odorant binding.
GAUGUGUAUAUUAAUUUAAACCAUUAACUUUUCUUGUUUGUGUGUUCGCGCUACGUAAGAGUGAUCUUGCAAUUGGCUCACUACAUCAUGUGUCCUUUUCUGCCAUCAGCUGGCUAGAUCACGUGACAUGAGCUAUGACUGUCUUGCAAAAGCCCAUCAUAAUCUCGAUUUCAAUGUUUCGGAAAGUAACAUGCGGUGUUUGGUGGAAUUCAAAUUUAUACAUUCGUAAUACGAAAAUAUGCAGCGUACAUGUUGCUGCACAUCAAAGGUACAUUGAUGGUGUAGAGGCUAUUGUAAAUGCUGUGUUUUUAACACAGUUUUUAUGCAGUGCCACACUCUUCUGUCUCACGGGUUUCCAACUCACAGUGAUUUUGAAAGAACAACAACUUGCAAGAUUUCUUAAUAUGAUGGAAUUGUUAGGUGCAGCCAUAUUUGAAAUGGGAAUGUUUUGUUACUUUGCAAAUAGAGUGAUGGAUGAAGGUAUCAAUGUUGGAAAGGCGGCUUAUGAGUCUCAGUGGUAUUAUGUUUCCAAAGAUUAUGGAAUAUCCGUAAGCAUAAUUAUGGCUCGCUGUACCCGCCCACCAAAAAUAACAUUUGGAAAAUUUGCUGAUCUUACUAUGGAAAACUUCGCUUCAGUUUUGCAGAUUUCAUAUUCAUAUUUUACUCUUCUCACCAGACUCAAUGAAUGAAGUAAGUGUUGACUGUAGAAAAGUAAUCACUAUCCUGUGCCUGCACUAGAAGACUGAGUGGUUUCUCUAAUGUUUAGAGAUACUCACUUCUUGACACAAUGUUUCAUUUUACCAAGAGGACUCAGUACAGGUAGUUGUUUUCCUUAUAGAUGAAUAAAGAAAGAGAGAGAAA